This is a messenger RNA of Staurois parvus, 345 nucleotides long. NCBI's taxonomy places the organism in Eukaryota, Metazoa, Chordata, Amphibia, Anura, Ranidae. The record is from the annotation of a GenBank genome assembly.
GUGGAGGCGACAGGUCUCGUGCCCUCAGGCGGAGCGGCGGGCGCCGGACCCCCAGGCGGGAGCGACAGUCUCGGGCCCUCAGGCGGAGCGGCGGGCGCCGGACCCCCAGGUGGAGCGACAGGUCUCGGGCCCUCGGGCGGAGCGACAGGUCUCGGGCCCCCAGGCGGGGGUGGGCGGGCGCUGGACCCCCAGGCGGAGCGACAGGUCUCGGGCCCCCAGGCGGAGCAGCGGGCACCGAGUCACACCAGGCACGACAGUGGCACCGAGUCCGAGUCAACUGGCAUGACCGCUGGCACAGGUCAGACAUGGACCGUCUGGCUGGACAGCGGGCAUCGGGUCGCCCAG